UACAUACGUGAAACUCAGCCUCUUCAAACGAGAACUCUCUGUAGAAGCGCUAUGAAAGUCCAGGUCUGUCUCCUCGUCCUUGUAGCCUGCGUGGCUCAUUCUUCUGCCUUCUAUGGUCGGCGACCAGCGAGGACAACGAGGGACCCAUGGCCUGCAGAGACGCCUACAACGCGUCGCUCCACCACCACGACCCCCCCGACAACCACCACCCCGGAAACGCCCCGUGGCCGCGAGCUCUGUCGCGAUCUCAGUGCCAACGGUGACUGCACGUUCUAUGUGUGCUUCUUUAACACCCAGCAGGUGUGCAGAUUGGGCGACUCUCCAGCAUUCGAGGCCCUCGCCUCUGUGUGUAUCCAAUCCGAGGAAGUCCAGGAUCAGAACCAGUUUGAUUUCAGGGGCAACAGGUACAUCUUAAACUACCGGAAGUGCACCCAGAAGCGCCUCCUACAGGUGGUUGACAGCCGCAGGUGCUCUCAGAUUGACGCUAAGGCUGAAGAGAUCCUUCUCACUGAGGACAUCAUCUGGGAUUGUUUGUACCAGAACCACACCCUUUGUGACGUCAUCGAGAACAGCGACAACUCUGUUGGCCUCGCCUCCAUCUUCCAGAAUAUUAUGUCCUACGAGGAAUACAACAUGAAGAUCUUCCAACACCUGCUUCGUCGCGUCAACAGCCAAUGUGGAGCAACUGCCGGUCGACUCUUCUCCAACGACUUCGGCCAGACAUACCUCAGUAACAUGCAGAGCAUGAUGCCCGGCAUGAUGAUGAGUGGUAAUGGCGGCGACAGGAAGUAGAGUUGACACUUCCGGUACCAGAGGAGAACGCUUUUUCAGAUAAAUAAAGGGUGUUUAAGGUA
Molecule: messenger RNA, 854 nt
Organism: Haliotis rufescens (red abalone)
Lineage: Eukaryota; Metazoa; Mollusca; Gastropoda; Lepetellida; Haliotidae
Exons: 4
Coding region: 52-792 (246 amino acids)
Source: RefSeq, a predicted model, not a curated record